GGCAGUUCCAUCGUAAAACUUGCCACCUCUGGUGAAGCUGAAGAUGAGACUAGAUGCCUGACUGUCCCAUCCGUCCUUAUGGCCUUCUGCUGAGAGAGGUCUAACAGGGCGAGACAGGAGUUAACAGAUACAGUGAAAGGUAUAAAUAGUGGCUGUAGCAGUAUCCCGGUGUUAACAGUGAACACCUGCAGGCUGGUAACAUGGCUUUCUUCAAGUGCACGCUCAGUCUCCUCGUCCUUCUUGUGGUCUCUGACUGCUCCUGGGCUGAAGAGCAGGAUCUGUCUGUAUCUGAGCUCCUGUGGAGGGCAAACAAGGAUGUCGUGCAUACGGAGGACGAGCCCUUGGUCAUGGACGACAUUGCUUAUGACAACGAAAAUGAGAGAAACGCUGAUCCCUGCACCUCCAGGGGCUGCAUGUGGGGCAAAUCCAGCGAUGGGAAGGUCUACGUGCCCUAUGUCAUUGCCACACAUUACUCUUCUCGGGAGCGCUCCAUCAUCGAGCGUGGGCUAACAUCCUUCACUGAUGUCUCUUGCAUUCGCUUUGUCCAACGCACCAACCAGAGAGACUACCUGAGCAUCCAGUCCAACAAUGGCUGUUACUCCUACGUUGGCCGCCGUGGUAAUGCCCAGACGGUGUCUCUGGACCGUCAGGGCUGUCUCUACCACAACACCGUCCAGCACGAGCUGCUCCACGCUCUCGGCUUCAACCACGAACAGUGCCGCUCUGACAGGGACCAGCACAUCAGGGUCCUGUGGGAAAACAUCCAGUCUGGUUACGCUUACGCCUUCGACAAGAUUAACACUCUGAACCAGAACACUCCCUACGACUACAACUCUGUCAUGCAGUACCACAGGUAUGCCUUCUCCGGGAACAAUAAGCCCACGAUGGUUCCAAUCCCCAACGCAAAUGUUGAAUUCGGCACGGGCAAUCAGAUGAGCAGUAAUGACAUCACCAGACUGAACAGGCUGUACAAAUGUUAA
Micropterus dolomieu (smallmouth bass) is the source of this 980-nucleotide messenger RNA. Its product is annotated as high choriolytic enzyme 1-like. The coding region runs from base 201 to 980 and encodes 259 amino acids. Gene Ontology annotation, biological process: proteolysis. The transcript has 8 exons. NCBI's taxonomy places the organism in Eukaryota, Metazoa, Chordata, Actinopteri, Centrarchiformes, Centrarchidae. Gene Ontology annotation, molecular function: metalloendopeptidase activity; zinc ion binding. The record is from RefSeq and is a predicted model, not a curated record.